Molecule: messenger RNA, 1200 nt
Organism: Prunus armeniaca (apricot)
Lineage: Eukaryota; Viridiplantae; Streptophyta; Magnoliopsida; Rosales; Rosaceae
Source: the annotation of a GenBank genome assembly
AUGGAGUCCGAACUCAAAGACCUCAAUUCCAAACCAGCAAAGCCCGUCGCCGACGACGGCUCCGGCAAGCCGGCCCACGACGAUGCCUCAGGCAAGGAUGAUCGCCCGCUCCUUAAACCUGACCCGGCCCCACAAGUCUCCAGCGAGGAGCUCCAGGAGCUGGAGAAGAAGUGCGCUGCGUACGUACGGCGCGAUGCGUACGGCACCAUGGGACGAGGCGAGUUGACGGUGAAGGAGAAGGUGUUGCUUGGGCUUGCCCUGGUGACUCUGGUCCCGAUACGCGUGGUGCUGGCCAUGACCAUCUUGGUAAUCUAUUACUUGAUUUGUCGGAUUUGCACGCUCUUCUCCGUCCCGAAUCGCGACGAGGAGCAGGAGGAUUACGCGCACAUGGGCGGUUGGAGGAGGGCCGUGAUUGUCCAGUGCGGCCGCUCCUUAUCCAGACUUAUGCUCUUCAUCCUCGGCUUCUAUUGGAUCAACGAGACCUAUCGGAUACCGUCAGAUGCUCAACCCAAGCCCACCACCGACUGCAAAGAUGAGAGCGAAGAAGAAGGGACUGAAAGGCCUGGGGCUAUUAUAUCCAAUCACGUUUCGUAUUUGGAUAUCCUCUAUCACAUGUCUUCUUCCUUUCCGAGCUUCGUUGCUAAGAGAUCGGUGGCUAAACUUCCUCUGGUUGGCCUCAUCAGCAAGUGCCUCGGUUGUGUCUAUGUUCAGCGGGAGUCAAAGUCAUCUGACUUCAAGGGUGUUUCAGGCGUUGUGACUGAAAGAGUUAAAGAGGCACAUCAGAGUAAUUCUGCCCCACCAAUGAUGCUUUUCCCAGAGGGCACUACUACAAAUGGAGACUUUCUUCUGCCAUUCAAGACAGGAGCAUUUCUAGCAAAAGCUCCAGUGCUUCCAGUUAUUCUUAGGUAUCCUUACGAGAGAUUUAGUCCUGCAUGGGACUCAAUAUCUGGGGUGCGCCAUGUGAUAUUUCUUUUCUGUCAAUUUGUGAAUCACAUAGAGGUCACAAGGUUACCUGUUUAUUACCCCUCACAGCAAGAAAAGGAUGACCCAAAACUCUAUGCGACCAAUGUCAGAAGGUUGAUGGCCAGUGAGGGUAAAAUGACUCAAUCAGAUAUUGGACUUGCUGAGAAGCGUGUAUAUCAUGCUGCUCUUAAUGGUAAUAAUAGCCGUCCUAGUGUUUUGCAUCAGAAAGACGAUUGA